AUGCGGACCGUUCCUGGUUCCAUCAACAUUCCCGUCGCCAAGUUCCCCGCCCCAUCCAAGACUCCCGCCAGCUCCGAUCCCCAAGAAGUUGCCUCGGCCCUGGUUGAGAACAUCAACCAGGCUGUCCAGAAGCACGACUACCCCGCUUUGGCGAGACUAUUCACAGAUGAUGGCUACUGGAGAGAUCACCUUGCUCUGUCUUGGGUGUUUCGAACAGUCCAAGGUCCCAGCGCCAUUCUUGACUUCUUGAAGAGCGCUGCUGGCUCUAAGGAUGGUUUCCGAUUGAAGAGCAUCGCCAUCGACAACAGCGCUGCCGUCCGAUCCCCCAAGACCAUCCCCAUCGAUGGACCCGCCACAGUUUUUGGUGUUCAGUUUUUCUUCACGAUUGAGACCGCUUUGGGCACUGGUCAGGGCCUUUUGCGCGCUGUUGAGCACAAUGGAGAGUGGAAGAUCUUUACCCUCUACACCCGUCUCCAAGAGUUCAAGGGAUAUGAGGAGUCCAUCAACGAGCACAGACCCAAGGGUGUCGAGCACGGUGGAAAGCCUGGCCGCAAGAACUGGGCCCAGCGAAGGGCUGCCGCCGCCAACUUUGAAGAUGGAAGCGAGCCUGCUGUGUUGAUCAUUGGUGCUGGUCAAGCCGGUCUGACCGCCGCUGCCCGACUUAAGAUGCUGGGCAUCGAGGCCAUCGCCAUCGACCAGAACGACCGUGUCGGCGACAACUGGAGGAAGCGAUACCAUCAGCUGGUUCUCCACGAUCCUGUCUGGUAUGAUCACAUGCCUUACCUCAAAUUCCCGCCCCAGUGGCCCAUCUUCACCCCCAAGGACAAGCUUGCUCAGUUCUUUGAGGCCUACGCCACGCUCCUCGAGCUCAACGUCUGGACGAGAACCUCCAUCGUCGACACCAAGUGGGAUGACACUACCAAGUCCUGGUCUGUUUCUGUCGAGCGCAAGAAGGAGGACGGCUCUGUCGAGAAGCGAACCUUCCACCCUCGCCACGUCAUCCAGGCGACCGGCCACUCCGGAAAGAAGAACAUGCCUACCAUGAAGGGCAUUGAGAACUUUAAGGGUGAUCGCCUGUGCCACUCUUCCGAGUUCCCCGGCGCUCAGGAGAACAGCAAGGGCAAGAAGGCCAUCGUUGUUGGAUCUUGCAACUCGGGACAUGACAUCGCCCAGGACUACCUCGAGAAGGGCUACGAUGUCACCAUUGUCCAGCGAUCCAGCACUCACGUUGUUUCUUCCAAGGCUAUCACCGACAUCGCUCUGGGGGGUAUCUACUCUGAAGACGGACCCGAGGUUGACGACGCCGACCUUCUCAUCCAUGGCCUGCCCACCCCCGUCCUCAAGGCCAUCCAAGUCACCGUCUGCCAGAAGCAGGCCGAGCACGACAAGGAGAUUCUCGACGGUCUCGACAAGGCCGGCUUCAAGGUCGACCGCGGCCCUGACGGCGCCGGACUCUUCUUCAAGUACUUCCAGCGCGGAGGAGGCUACUACAUCGACGUCGGCGCCUCCAAGCUGAUCGCCGAGGGUAAGAUCAAGGUCAAGCACGGCCAGGAGAUCGACACCGUCCUUCCCCACGGCCUCCGUUUCGCCGACGGCAGCGAGCUUGAGGCCGACGAGAUCAUCUUUGCCACAGGCUACCAGAACAUGCGAACCCAAACCCGUGUCAUGUUUGGCGACGAGAUUGCCGACCAGGUCGGUGACGUCUGGGGCUUCAACAAAGAGGGAGAGAUGAGAGUCAUGUGGCAGAAGAGCGGCCACCCAGGCUUCUGGUUCCACGGUGGUAACCUGGCCAUCUGCCGGUACUACUCGAAGCUGCUGGCACUCCAGAUCAAGGGUCUUGAGGAGGGUCUUUACGAGUACAAUGAUUUGUAA
Fusarium vanettenii 77-13-4 is the source of this 1872-nucleotide messenger RNA. RefSeq lists its product as uncharacterized. Bases 1 to 1872 code for a protein of 623 amino acids. NCBI's taxonomy places the organism in Eukaryota, Fungi, Ascomycota, Sordariomycetes, Hypocreales, Nectriaceae. The record is from RefSeq and is a predicted model, not a curated record. Gene Ontology annotation, molecular function: flavin adenine dinucleotide binding; monooxygenase activity. The transcript has 2 exons.